AUGGCAGAGCCUCCAUCCUCUCCGCCAGGUCCUGGGGCCAGCGUCGAGGAUACCCUUGGCUGGUACAAGUCACAGUAUGAACAAUUAGAAUCCGAACUGGCCGAAUUCAGGGAUUCAAGUAGGGAGCUUGAGCAGGAGUUGGAGAAGGAUAUCGAGAGAGCAGAGAAGCAGGAGCGACAUCACCAAGAAAAAGCCGAAGCACUUGGUUUCGAGGUUGAGGAGUGGAAGAGAAAAUACAGAGAGUCGAAAACAGAGGCCAGCGCAUCCCAGAAUGCACUCGAGAAGGAAAUCACCACACUUCGAGACACAAACAGGACUUUGCAAAUGAAGCUGAGGGAUAUUGAAGUUGCCAACGAUGACUUUGAGCGACAGGCGCGCAACACCACGUCAUCUCUGGAAGAUAUGGAGUCAAAGUACAACCAGGCGAUUGAGAGGGCUGUCAUGAUGGAAGAGGAGAUCAAGAUUGGCGAGCAGGAGCGUGAACAGCUACGUAUCGAGUCACAGCGCUUGCGCGAGGAACUGGGCGAUCUCAAGAUUGAAGCAGAGCUUCUGCAGGACAAGAUCAAGAAACAGGAGUCUCGUCACCUGUCCACCAUUUCAACCGACCUUUCUAUCCUCGAGUCGCCAACUUUCGACCACCCCGCCUCUCCUGGCUCUACAGCCAGCUCUCCUCUCAUUACCACGCCUCCAGAUUCCAAGUCGCCCGUACCAGACGAGGACACUCUCUCCGAACUUCCUGACCCGCCUUCGCCUCCCAUGUCCGACGUCUCUGGAACUCUUCCCAAGAUGGCAUCGAGAACUCCGGCUACUUCCAGAGCAUCCGGUCGUUCUCGUUUGCCCUCAUCGGACAACAGCAUCACUCCCAAACCUCGAUCUAAGCCUCCUACCAAGACGACCCGUGCGCCUGGUAGCCGUAUCUCAACUGGUGGCACAACGACAAUGCGCACGCCAGCCAACCGUGCCGUUGGGCCUCGCUCGGCUUCUCACAAACUUCCCGCCUCUAACUCACUCACCCAUAUUCGAACCCUUACCGCCCAGAUGCAACGCCUCGAGGCUCGUGUGCACUCCGCGCGAUCUAAGCUUCCCGGGCCGACUCGCACUCCACCUCGCGCCUCACCUCGAACGUCGGUUUAUAGCUCUACCAAUGUGCCUUCGUCGGUUACGAUCCGUUCUCGUAAGCGCACUGGUGGCUCUACCGCAUCUUCGGUUGCAGGCGACGACAUGACACCAACCACCGGUAUUCCAACACCAGCAACCAAGGGAAGCCACGUGCCCCGUCUUAGCACGUCUGGGGUCAGUCGCUUAUCAUUUGGCCCAUUGCCGAACCGUGGAGGUCCGGAGGAGAUCAGCAGGCCGAGCUCACGUGCUAGUGUCACUUCGUAUGCCCGACCACCCUCACGAACCGCCGGAGAAAUGAUCCCACGACCUGUUUCAAGGGCAUCACUCUCAGGAACUCGAACACCCAUGGGCCGACCCCGCUCCUCGAUGGGAGGGUCGAUUCAUGGCCACUCUGCCAGCAUUAGCCACCUGGACCUAGAAGAAGAGGACGAGGGAGAGUUCCGAACGCCAAGCCGCAGGGGUACAUACUCGAACGGUGAAGGCAGCGCUAUCCCUAUGCCAACGAUUCGACGCCAGAGCGGUAGCCGAAGGAUAAGCGCAAACACAAUGAGGUCCAGUGUAUCCGGCCCAAGGAAACUGAGCGACCUGGGAGAGACCUACUAA
This is a messenger RNA of Fusarium proliferatum ET1, 1722 nucleotides long. RefSeq lists its product as uncharacterized. Gene Ontology annotation, cellular component: kinetochore; kinesin complex; centrosome. The coding region runs from base 1 to 1722 and encodes 573 amino acids. Gene Ontology annotation, biological process: microtubule nucleation; centrosome localization; cell migration. The record is from RefSeq and is a predicted model, not a curated record. NCBI's taxonomy places the organism in Eukaryota, Fungi, Ascomycota, Sordariomycetes, Hypocreales, Nectriaceae. The transcript is spliced from 2 exons. Gene Ontology annotation, molecular function: microtubule binding.